AAGAUCAGCUCUGAGCUGAGGCCUGUCAGCAGGGCGGGCGGCCUCAUGGAGUCUCGAAGACGUGUUGGGCUGCACCACACGGGAUGUAUGAGCUGACAAGUCCCAGAUCUGAGCUCACACAGCCAUGGGGGACUGGAACCUGCUGGGAAAGCUUCUGGAAAAAGCCCAGGAGCACUCCACCGUUGUGGGCAAGGUGUGGCUGACCGUCCUCUUCAUCUUCCGCAUCCUGAUCCUGAGCGCAGCCACAGAGAAGGUCUGGGGUGACGAGCUGUCGGGCUUCACCUGCGACACCAAACAGCCUGGUUGUGAGAAUGUGUGCUAUGAUAUCACAUUCCCUAUCUCCCACGUCCGCUUUUGGGUUCUACAGAUUAUCUUUGUGUCCACGCCCACAUUGAUCUACCUGGGACACAUCCUCCACCUGGUGCGGAUGGAGGAAAAGCACAAAGAGAGGGAGAAGAACCAUUAUCACUCAGACAAGCAGGCCCUCAUUGCAGAGACCAAGCACAAAAAACCUCUAGUGAGGGAUGACCGGGGCAGAGUGCGCCUGCAGGGGGAGCUCUUGCGGACAUAUGUCUUUAAUGUGAUCUUUAAAACCUUGUUUGAAGUGGGAUUCAUUGUGGCUCAGUACCUCUUGUACGGCUUUGAGCUUAAGCCCAUGUACACAUGCGACAGACCGCCCUGCCCCAAUGUGGUAAACUGCUACAUCUCCAGACCCACAGAGAAAACCAUCUUCAUUAUCUUCAUGCUGGGAGUGGCCAGUGUUUCUCUCUUCCUAAACCUCAUAGAGAUCUACCACCUGGGCUUCACCAAGUGUAGACAGGGCAUCACUUUCAGACGACAGCUAAAGGCCGCUGGGGGUCACCGCAAGGAGCCCAGCGAGGCCUCGGUGCCCUUUGCGCCCAGUUAUGAUGAAUUCUUCCACACACAUCACCAAGUCCAGCCGGCCUACCCGCCCGUCCCCAGCUACAACCUCUCCCCUUUGUCUGACGCCGAGGACUCAACCUUCCACCCUUACCACAGCAAAGCAGCCUAUAAGCAGAAUAAAGACAAUUUGGCAGUGGAGAGGAGCAGCAGCAAGCCAGAGGAAUGCGACCUGAAAGGAAAGAAGGGAGCAGGAUCAGCCCCUGGGUCACCUACGCAGGCCAGGCCGGGCCGCAGCACCAAACACAGCAGCAACAAGACUAGAAUAGACGAUCUGAAGAUAUGAGGAGGUUUAUGUUUCUCUGAGGGGUCUUAAAUUUGCUGAGAGGGGAUCGGAUGUUGUUUGGAAGCAUUUGUACUUGCUGAACUGAGUCCCGUCUUUAAGAUGGCGCGGGUUUGACUCAUUCCAACUUUGAAGGGUGUGACAUUUUUUAGGCACACAGAGAAGCUACAGUUGUUCAGAAAUGUGUAACGACCGAUCAGGUUCAAUGAGAACUUUCUCAUUAACAUGAAGUAGUGCUUCUUUGAGGAGUGUCCAUGGUAACUCAUUUGAUCUCACAUUAGACUGUAUUUACAGUGUACUGAACACUGUUUUUGGCAACACCACAUUUUCAGCCCAUGUUGAUUUAUAUAUAUUUUUU
Molecule: messenger RNA, 1562 nt
Organism: Notolabrus celidotus (New Zealand spotty)
Lineage: Eukaryota; Metazoa; Chordata; Actinopteri; Labriformes; Labridae
Product: gap junction alpha-3 protein-like
Exons: 2
Coding region: 125-1207 (360 amino acids)
Biological process (GO): cell communication
Cellular component (GO): connexin complex
Source: RefSeq, a predicted model, not a curated record